UCCAGAAAGAAUACUAGGUAUCCACUUCGAACUUCCCACCUCCAAAAGGGAAAUCCAACAGCGGAGAUAAUGAGCGGGAGCCGCGGCGGCGGUGGCGAAGACAAGGGCCUCCUCUGGAAGCUUCACGUAAAGUCCAAGGAUCUCGGAAAGCUCGUGCCCCGGUAUCGUUUCGGUGCUGGCUGCGGUGUCGGCCUCGGUGUCGGCCUUUCGGCGUGAGCGGGAUUGGGAGCGGGAUUCCCAGGGCUACAGAUUGGAGUUGGGAUCGGUGCCGGGUGUGGAUUAGGGUUUGGGUUUGGCUAUGGAUUGGGGAAGGGAGUCGCAUACGAUGAGAACAAGAGGUAUUCUAAUGUGGGAAAGCUUUUUCGAGGGUCGGGGAACGGGCAGGGGAGGCUACCAUCUCAGGACCGCAUUGACGCAUUGCUGGAUGACCUCAUCAUGAAUACCAAAAAGCUGAUCAAAGCAACUUCAAAAGAGCUCGAGAAAUGGAGAUGAAACGUUUUCAAUCUCUAGAGGUUUGUCUUCCCAAUUCAGUUACAGGUUCGAUGUGAAAAUGUUACCCGAGCAAGCUUUUUCGAGAAAAUAACCUGGAAGAAACAAAGACACUAGUUGAAAGAUUUCGGGGAUUGCUUCAAAAAUAGUGUAUGAUUGGCCAAGCUGUUGAAUGUGCUUUAAGACAUUUAAGUUUGACAUUUAAAGAUUCCUAGCAAGACUGUUAUGGCUGAGAUGUGAUUCACUGGGAUGUACAUAUAUUUACUUUAAUGUAGAGAUUUCCCUGUUAAAUCCAGGGUUUUAUGUGAUGGCUGGAACUUUUAGAUUCAUUUAACUAUUAAAU
Molecule: messenger RNA, 832 nt
Organism: Asparagus officinalis (garden asparagus)
Lineage: Eukaryota; Viridiplantae; Streptophyta; Magnoliopsida; Asparagales; Asparagaceae
Product: keratin, type II cytoskeletal 5-like
Source: RefSeq, a predicted model, not a curated record